Molecule: messenger RNA, 1738 nt
Organism: Rhopilema esculentum
Lineage: Eukaryota; Metazoa; Cnidaria; Scyphozoa; Rhizostomeae; Rhizostomatidae
Product: activating signal cointegrator 1
Biological process (GO): rescue of stalled cytosolic ribosome
Cellular component (GO): RQC-trigger complex; nucleus
Molecular function (GO): zinc ion binding
Source: RefSeq, a predicted model, not a curated record
AUGGAGGAUGAGGCAUUUGUAGACGAACUUGCUUCGCUUUUGAAAGUACCUCCAAAAGAUGAGAUAAUCCAAUAUGCAAAGACAUUUCAAAAUGAGAGAGACCUAGAUACAUAUUUGAGAGAUAUUUUAGCUACUGAAUAUAAUGCAAAUCUGAGUGCAGUUAAAAGAUGUUUGGCACUUUGGAAGCCUGCUAUCCUUCCUGGUUUAACUUACGAGGUGUCAAAAGAAGAUCCUUUUUCUUUUCAAAAGAACAAAUCAGGUGCAAACAAUAAGAAUUCGAACAGUUCUGUAGGAAAUCAAGUUAAAAUGAAGAGAAAAGAUGUUCCAAAAAUGAUUAUCACAGAGAAAUCAUCAGCUGUGCCAUACAAAGAACAAGAUCUACCAGAGCAAGGUUUGUUGAGAGAGCAAAACCACAAUGGAAGGAAAGACAUGCCACACGAUGUAAGAAAAAGAGAGAUCAAUGCAAAAACAAAGAAAAAGUCACCAAAGUUUGUAUCAUUGUACACAUCUGAAGGAAAAAGCCGAGCUGAGGAGAUAAUGGUAGUGCCAGGCAGGCAUGGAUGUGAGUGUGCAGGACAGAAACAUAAGUUGAUUUCGAACUGCCUUGAGUGUGGAAGGAUUGUUUGUGAACAAGAAGGCUCAGGACCAUGCCAUUUUUGUGGAAAUUUAGUAUGUACUGGUGAAGAACAAGAAAUCUUAGCAAGAAACUCUAGGGCUAGUGAGAAGUUGUAUGAAAAGCUAAUGACUAAAUCAUUAGAAAAACGACAAGCAGAUUUAGACCAAGCAAAGGCACUGAGAGACAAACUUGUUGAAUUUGAUAGGACAAGUGCAAGACGGACAAAAGUUAUUGAUGACCAGGCUGACUAUUAUUCUGCAGAUAGCAAAUGGUUGUCCAAAAGUCAAAGGGAGAAGGCCAAAAAUAAGGAGCAGGAAUUAGCCAAUACUAAACACAGAUCAAGGCUAGAUAGGAGGUAUGUUCUUGACUUUGCAGGCAGAGAGGUAAGAGAAGACAGUGUAGGAAAUAGUUAUUUUCCACCAGAUGCAGAAGAUGCUGAGAUGCAAGAUGUUUAUCAUCAUAAUGAACCAGAUGUACCUAAGGCAGUUGAUAAUACUGAUCCAAGGCUUAAAAUGUCUGCACCUGUUUUUACUGGAGCUGGCAAGGUUUCUUCUUCAGCUGACAAAGAACAACCGAUUGUUAAAAAAAAUAUCAGAAGUUCUCUCAGGUUACAGGAUGAUGAAAUUCAGAAAAUAAGUGACCAAGGCCUUUGUUUAAGCAUGCAUCAGCCAUGGGCAAGUCUGUUAGUAAUGGGGAUCAAGACAGUGGAAGGAAGAUCUUGGUAUACUGCACACAGAGGGAGGCUCUGGAUUGCAUCAACAGCAAAGGCUCCAGACAGAGAUCAAAUUAAAAUGGUAGAGGAACAAUACAAGUCAUUAUAUGGCCAUUAUGUUGAAUUUCCAGAGAAUUAUCCUUCAGGGGCACUUUUAGGAUGUGUAGAUGUGACUGACUGUGUUAGUCAAGAAGAAUACAAAAAGAUGGAUGGGGAUACUACAGAAUCUGGUUCGGAAUUUGUAUUCAUUUGUGAUAAUCCUAUUGAACUACUAAUUAAAGUUCCAGUUAAAGGAAAACAUAAGAUUUGGAAAUUAGAUACCCAGAUACACAAAUUAGCAAAAAGUACUAUAAUGAAUCAGUAGAAAUUUCUAAUCAAUUAAUUGAGUCAAUGAAGAUUAUACUUUUUAC